Molecule: messenger RNA, 3934 nt
Organism: Trichoplusia ni (cabbage looper)
Lineage: Eukaryota; Metazoa; Arthropoda; Insecta; Lepidoptera; Noctuidae
Gene: p115
Product: general vesicular transport factor p115
Exons: 9
Coding region: 152-2596 (814 amino acids)
Biological process (GO): transcytosis; endoplasmic reticulum to Golgi vesicle-mediated transport; vesicle fusion with Golgi apparatus
Cellular component (GO): ER to Golgi transport vesicle membrane; Golgi stack; endoplasmic reticulum
Source: RefSeq, a predicted model, not a curated record
CGAAUGUCAUAGGUUCCAACAGUAUGUCAAAAAUGCUUUGACGUGUCGUGUAGGGUUGAUAUAAUUUUUGGGAAUAUAACUAUUUAAUGCAAUGAUUUCGUAUAAUUAAGUUUUAACUGUAUUUUAAUAUUGAAGGACGGCUUUAUAAAAAAUGGAUUUUUUUAAGAGCGGUCUAAAGACCGUUCUCGGAGCUCCGGAACCUGGCCACCAGCCUUCGGGAGCCGAGAUCGUUGAGCGCCUAGUGGACCGUGUGAACAACUCGACCCUGCUGGAGGAUCGGCGCGACGCAUGCCGCGCGCUGAAGGCGAUGUCGCGCACCUACCGCGUCGAGGUCGGCGCGCAGGGCAUGGACACCCUCAAACAGGUGUUAGAACUAGAUCGAGCAGACAACGAGACUAUAAACUACGCAUUAGACACGCUCAACAACGUCAUGUCGCCCACACAGUUCGAGGAGGAGGAGAACAACCCCCGCGUGCCCAUGAACAUCGGCGAGCAGUUCACCGAAAUGUUCAUCAAAGACCACCACAACAUACAGCUAGUGCUAGACCUCUUAGACGAAUAUGACUUCAGGGUUAGGCUGUCCACCGUACAACUUCUCACCUCACUCCUCACAAAUAGACCAAAAGACAUUCAAGAAAUCAUUCUAGUGAAGCCUAUGGGUGUCUCCAAAAUGAUGGAUCUUUUAGGUGAUACUAGAGAAGUGAUUAGGAAUGAAACAUUGCUACUCUUAAUUAAAUUAACGAAAGGGAAUGCUAAUAUACAGAAGAUCGUGGCCUUCGAAAACGCAUUCGAUAGACUGUUUGAAAUCGUGUCCACGGAGGGUUACUCCGACGGAGGAAUCAUUGUCGAGGACUGCCUGUUGCUCAUGUUGAAUCUUUUAAAAAACAACAGCAGUAACAUCAACUUCUUCAAAGAAGGCAGCUACAUCCAGAAGAUGCUGCCGAUGUUCAACACUCCCGAGGAGACCGAGGAAGCUGGCUGGUCGCCGCAGAAGGUCUCCAAUGUCCAUUGCAUGCUGUUAAUUGUUAGGACUUUAGUUUCGCCUAGCAACUCAGCACAAAUUAUCACAAGCUGCCAGAAAAUUAUGAAGAAUGUUGGUCUGUUGGAUGCUCUCUGUAACAUUUUGAUGUCGAGUGGGGUUCCCGCUGAUAUCCUGACGGAGACGAUCAACACGGUGGGUGAGACCGUGCGGGGAGAGGUCACCAACCAGGAGUUCCUGGGGAAUGUGAUGGCGCCCUCUAACCCGCCGAGACCAGCUAUCGUAGUGCUCUUGAUGUCUAUGGUCAAUGAGAAGCAGCCAUUUUCAUUAAGAUGUGCUGUCCUCUACUGCUUCCAAUGCUACUUAUACCACAACGAGAUGAGCCAAGCGGGUCUCGUACAGACUCUUCUACCGUCAUCAACGGACAUGUCUUGUUUAACAAGCGGCCAGCUUCUGUGCGGAGGACUGUUCUCAUCCGACGUGCUCUCCAACUGGUUCUCCGCCGUAGCCCUGAUGCAUGGCCUCAUAGAGAACCCCGUGCAAAAGGAACAGUUGCUCAGAGUGUUGCUAGCCACGAAUAUUGGUAGCUCGCCGGUGUCGCUGCUGCAUCAGUGCACGUUACUGCUCCAGCAGACUACCAAACUGAAAUCGAAGGUGGCCCUGCUAAUGCUGCUGUCGCAGUGGAUGAGCCACUGCCCCGCGGCGGUGGCGGCGUUCCUGCGCGCGCCGGGCGGCGUGGGCUGGCUGGUGGCGCAGACCUGCGCCAACGAGCACGACGACAACGAGGUGCUGCUGCAGGGGCUCUGCGCGCUGCUGCUCGCCAUCUGCUUACACUUCAACGACGACUCCGUCGAGAACUACUCCAAGGAGUCGCUCCGGCAGCUGCUGACGAAGCGCAUCGGCCUGGAGGUGUUCUCGUCCAAGCUGAGCGAGGUGUCCCGCCACGAGCUGUACAACAAGGCGGCCAAGCACCCGCAGCUGCGCGCCAAGCUGCCCGCAGACGUGCUCAUCGACUACGAGUUCUGUCGCCUCUUCAAAGUACUUGAGAGCGUCCUGAUCCAGAGCCUGUCCGGGCCGCAGCAGAACGGCGCGUCGUCCCCGGCGCCGGAGCGCGGGUCCCCGGACAGCGGCACGCUGGAGCAGUACAAGACGCUGAUCCGCCAGCAGGACGCGCGCCUGCAGGAGCUCAUGGCGCAGCUGGAGGGCCUGCUGCAGCAGAACCAGUCGCUACAGGGAGCCCUAAACGACUCACUAUCAGCAAAUUCUCUUCUGAAAGACGAGAACACUCUUUUAAAAGCACAAGUGUCAGCCGCCAAGUCCGUACCAAGUGGCGUCCAAGUACCAACUCCGAGUCAGGACGACGUCAGGGUGGAGUAUGAGGCCAAGCUGCAGACCUUGGCGGCUGAAGUGGCGCGGCUGAGUAGCGAGCUGAAGACCAGCCAGGAGGGACAGAAGAGCAUGGGCGAGGAGUUGGAGAAGAUGAGGAAGGAUCAGGAUGAUCUGUUGGAGUUGCUUGCUGAUCAGGACACAAAACUGAACGACUACAAGCUGCGCCUGCUGUCCCUGGGCCAGGCUGUGGACGACGACACGCCGGCGCCCGCGCAGCCUCCCACAUGAUACCCACCACAUCUGCAGCUCAUCUCCACGUACCGCUGUCCUCACACCAGACCAACGUUGUACUGAACUUGGUGUAAGACCAGCUUAAUAAGACCUCUUAAUUCAGGAUUGAAGGCCUAGACAGUGUUACAUCGUAUUAGAUUAGAAAACGACUAAAAUACUUCAAAUGUAUUGGAAUGACAUUCCUUCUCGACAAGUGACGUGACUUUGACUUGUCAGUUCAAUACAUUGGUGCAGUUCAGUAGCGAUAGGAGAUAUGUAACUUGUCCACAGGCCCUGUUGUUGCGGAAGCAAGACGCAGUUACGCUAAUUGUUUUGUUGUCUCGCUUCCACAUUAACAAAAGAUCUUCCUAAGAUGAGAGGUCAAAAUAAAAUGAGUUCGUGUGUUUAGAAGCUGCGGUAAAGACAAUAGUAGAGGAUUACAAUAGAAGUUGUGAUGUUAACAAUAUGUAUGAAAUAUUUGAAUAUAAAUGAUUUUGUAUAGAAUAAAUAACGUUCACGAUAUAAUGGCAUGGAGUAUGUAUAGGAAAUGAAUGCUUCUUGCUAUUUGUACAAUAUAGGAAAGACUUGUUUCUGAAUAUGCUGCCUUUUAGGAAUUUAACGUUUACAAAGCAUGUUUACUUUGUCUAGUCGCCGAUAUUAAGUCCGAUCGAUUUAGUUCAUCCCAAUUGCGACUGUAAAAAUCAAAGAAACGAUUUAUGUUUAUAUAGAAUGCAAUCUUAAUACUACAUUACGUAACUUAUUAAGAAAUAGCUUGGUUUGAGUAUAAAAAUAGAAGGAUUGCCGAUUUUUUAAAUGUAAUAUCAGGUUUAGAUUAGAAAUACAUAGUGACCUGGUUCUACAUUGAACAUUGAAAAUAUUUCAUGUUUUAUAUCAUUAUAAUACAAAUAGGCCUAGCAACAUUUUUAUAAGAUGUGGUAAAAUAAUCAGGGAAGUUUGACUCUCAAUAUUUUCUUCUCACUAAUAAAAUUGACUUGACCAACUGAACGUAAAGUUACAUCUACAGUGUGUGUGAAUAAAUGAAAUUGUUAGAGUAGGUAGCUUACAAAGAGGUUUGAACACACGAUUUAACUUAAUGUUACCAGUUAAAUAAUACUUCUAUGACAGAUGUAAAAAUACUGUUCUCCUAUUAUUGUCUGGCAAUCUAAAUAUAAAUAUAAUAGGUUAAAGAUUAAUAUUUUCUUCUUUUCCAUUAAGUAGUCCGCGACAAUUAGCGGUGUAUAUUGUAUGUGUUAUAUCAAUUAAUAUAUUUCAGUAAUAUAUUUCGACAUUGUGUAAAGAUAUUGUGAUUGAAUUGUAAAAAUGUAUUAAUAAAAUGUUACGCUGAUUUUGUUUGUA